UCCGCUGGCAUAACACAGGCCGCAGUGAUUUGGUAGCCGCUGCAGUCGGAGGAAGGACCGCGGUUCUCCCCCCUCUAUCUUUCUGGUUCGCUUCGAAUAUCUCUCGGUGGUCCCCUCACGCAGCGAUCAGCUAACCCAGCGCAGCGCAGCCUGUUAUAUGAUAGCCGAGUUGUAGUAUUACCGACGGACAGUGAUCUCCAUCGCCAUUUUAAUCGCACGUUUUCCCUGACAGAACCGCUAGCACAACAAUGGCUCUGAAAAGAAUUCACAAGGAGUUGAACGACUUGGCACGGGAUCCACCAGCCCAGUGUUCUGCAGGACCAGUAGGAGAUGACAUGUUUCACUGGCAAGCCACAAUAAUGGGACCUAAUGACAGUCCUUAUCAGAGCGGGGUUUUCUUCUUGACCAUACACUUCCCCACAGACUAUCCUUUCAAACCGCCAAAGGUUGCGUUUACCACAAGAAUCUAUCACCCAAAUAUCAACAGCAACGGCAGCAUCUGUCUUGACAUCCUGCGAUCACAGUGGUCUCCGGCUCUCACCAUCUCCAAAGUCCUCCUGUCCAUCUGCUCUCUGCUGUGCGACCCAAACCCGGACGACCCCUUAGUACCCGAGAUCGCCCGCAUCUACAAGACGGACAGGGAAAAAUACAACAAAAUAGCUCGGGAAUGGACACAAAAGUAUGCAAUGUAGUGUUGGAGUAGAAUCAUGGCCAACCACCUCUACAACAUAAAGUUAGGGGAGCUACAGACGUAAAGAGAAAACAAACAAAAACCAUACAAACAAAAUGAGAAGUUUAAAACAAGAUCUUGUUGGUUUCCAUUGGAGUGCUUUCUUUGAGCCACGCCCCCCCCCCCCCCCACCAGAGUACCUGUAAAACUCCCUCUGCCCCGACUCCCCGACCCUCCCUCUCUCUUUCCCUCUCUAUUGUUCCCUCUCUCUCUGUUUGACUCUUCCCCCUCCCCCUCCCGCCUCUCAGCUCACCUUUCUAUCCUCCAGUGUACAUAUUGUCAACUUGCAUUGGUAACACCUGUCUCUCUGCUCCUUUUUUUUUUUUCUUCUUUUUUUACCUCCUCCCUCCCCUUGUGACCUCUGCCUCCAAUCUUCUGACUUCCGUUAUAUUUGAUCAUGAUGCAGGUUGGGCUCUUGUGCCAGCAGCCGAUAACCCUCCCCCCACCUAACUUCCCCUUUUACAUACACACCUGCAUCCUCACCCAUCUCCCCCCAGAUGAAAUCACUAAAUGCAUUCCUUUGAGCAUCUGUAAAAACAUUGAGGGGACCUUAUCCUUUAUUUCCCUUUUUGUUUUGUUUGUUUUUAGGGGAAGGGGUACAAUAAUAUGGAGGGAUUUUUACACUCUGCAUCCUUUCUUGUUUUGUUGUCCUUGUAAUUUCCAUCUGUCGGGGUGACAAUUCAAGAAAGCCGUAUUCGCAUGUGAGUUGAAGGGCACUCUGUAUUUUAUAAUAAUUAAAAUCCUUAAACCAUGGAAGGCUGUGUAAAACGGCCUCUUCUGGUCUUCUGUUGGAUUCUCUGAAAGGACAUGAAUUAUCCCUAGCCCACACCUUCUGCCCCUCCCCCCAGCCUCAAAACACCUUACCCAAAUUGACCCCUUUGUAUACACACACACACACACACACACACACACACACACAUACACACACAACUAUAACCCCAUGCCCCCCCACCCCCCACGUUUUCUUUAUUCACAAAGUGGAGGUCCUGGACCAGGUAUUUAAGCAAUUUAUUUUUCUUAGUUUAACCUGUGUUUUUAUACCCCAACCCCAUAACUCUUUAGGUUGCAUUUUUUUGGUUUUGUUUAAUUUUUAUUUUAUUUUUAUUUUAUUUUUUUGCUAUUGUUAAAUUAGAAGCUAACAUCUUAAAUGGCUAUGGGACUGGCUUGUGCUCUGGGUGCGAGGAGAACCCACUCUUCUUGCACAAAACCUCUGUAUAUUGAAUUACCUGAGAGGCUCGUUGAGCUUUGUGUGUUGAUUAAACUGUGUAAUAAAAACCCAUGACUCCUG
Molecule: messenger RNA, 2018 nt
Organism: Platichthys flesus (European flounder)
Lineage: Eukaryota; Metazoa; Chordata; Actinopteri; Pleuronectiformes; Pleuronectidae
Gene: ube2d2
Product: ubiquitin-conjugating enzyme E2D 2 (UBC4/5 homolog, yeast)
Exons: 7
Coding region: 249-692 (147 amino acids)
Biological process (GO): ubiquitin-dependent protein catabolic process; protein polyubiquitination
Cellular component (GO): nucleus
Molecular function (GO): ubiquitin conjugating enzyme activity
Source: RefSeq, a predicted model, not a curated record